UGUCGCAAAAGGUAUGAACGGUUCGAAGUGGAGUGUGGCUCUUUCUGUGUUGAGUUGGCCUAUCGUUCUCCUCCUUUCCGUGAAAUAGUUUGUCUUGUGUGCUGAGAACGUUUUCAUAAUAGUUCAUUUGGUGCCCGUAUUCUCCGUUCCGUUUGGAGAUAACGCACCGUUCUUUACACAGAAUCUAGAUUAGUAAUUCCUGUUCCAGAGACAAAACAAGGUGCCAUUCGUCUCCAUUCACCAGGUAAAGCAAAAUGGUCUCCUCAAACAGAUCACAGUCCCCCGGAAGGACCCCUCCUUUUAUACUAGUGGGACUCUUGGUUCUUGUUUGCUUCCUGGCCUAUAACUACUGGAGCCUUUCAAGUCAAAACUCUGAUCUGGUAGUUGAAUUAACCUCAAUGCAAAAUCGGGCAAGAGACGUUUCGGAUGAAAAUACACAGGUGAAAAGCAGCCUUGAUGCAAUCCGUCAAGAGCUAAGUAUUGCCAAGAAAAAUCUUGAGUCUGUGAAAGCUGAAGUAACGGAGAAGACAAUACAACUUGAUAAUGAAAAGCAGGAGUGUGCCAAUAAGCAAUCUGAACUUGUAAACUGCCAGGAAUCAUUGGCAACAUGUGCACAGAGUCUUAAAGUUGAGCAAGAUGAAAAAGUAAAGAUUCAAGGUGAAAAGGAUGCAAUGCAGUUGGCUCUUGAUGCAGCUAAAAAUGCACCAAAAGUCUGUGACAUGGCAAGCUGCGAAGGCCCAGUGAAAGAAGUGGUGGUUGUGGCUGCCAAACUCACGGGCUCUCAAAUGAUUGGUGAUGCCUUGGCACAAGCUGGCCUUGACGCUGCCAAGCUUUUAGAAGGCGUCAUCAUCCCUCCUCCAGUUCCCGUCAAAGCUGAACAGCCGGCCCAGUCUGUCCAGAAUGCCCCAGCCCCAGCCCCUGUGGAGAAUGGACCAGCAGUUCAGGUAAAGUCUGCGGAUAAUGUUACCCAACAAACAACUGGUGCACAAAAUGUUACCAAUGGGACUUCUGACCUUGUUUUUGCCCCUGGCACUGAGAGAAAAGAUGCCGUGGAAGAAGAAGAGGGAAAUGAAGAAGAGCUGAACGAGGAAGAAGCUGAUGUUGAAAAGGCAGAAAUAGAGUCAAAUGGAGAAGAGGAAAAAGGAGAAGAGUCAAACGAUAACCUAAAGGAUUCAGAGGCCCCAGCCCAGCAAGAUCAGCCAGCAGAACAAAACCUCGCGGUUGAGGAGGGACAGUAAUGAAAGGAAGUAACUCGGAAGCUGUUUGAUGUUGUUCCCAGUGGAUUACAGUGUC
Messenger RNA from Aplysia californica (California sea hare), 1293 nucleotides. RefSeq names its product Golgi membrane protein 1. The coding region runs from base 255 to 1238 and encodes 327 amino acids. Lineage: Eukaryota; Metazoa; Mollusca; Gastropoda; Aplysiida; Aplysiidae. The record is from RefSeq and is a predicted model, not a curated record. The transcript has 10 exons.